This is a messenger RNA of Nelumbo nucifera (sacred lotus), 2276 nucleotides long. RefSeq names its product Calcium-dependent lipid-binding (CaLB domain) family protein. The record is from RefSeq and is a predicted model, not a curated record. Lineage: Eukaryota; Viridiplantae; Streptophyta; Magnoliopsida; Proteales; Nelumbonaceae.
UUGGGGUUUGAAGACUAAAAGGACCAAGUGGGUCCUCCAUUUUCUUCAGUGGAGCAGUGACUCUUCAGUCUUCACUGCAAUCUGAGAUCUUAAGCAAAGAAAACCCAACAAUGUCAAGUCCACCCACCUACAAAAACAAAAGAGGAAAAGAAAGUAAAACACAGUGUUGAAAAAAGAGAAGCAAACAACCUCAACAACAUCAUCAGCAUCAAUUUUCUUCUUUUCUUUCUUCUUUAGAUAUUCGAGUUCACCUACUCUAAUACCGACCACUCUCCACCCCAACUUGCAAUUUGCAAAAGCUCCAUUCUUCGAUCAAUAGUAAGUCUCCCUGCAACUCUUUAGCCUUUUGAUCAGUUUUGUUCAGCUUCCAGUUGUAAGUGAGAAGAAGAGAGAAAAUUGGGUUUUCUUUUCUCAAACAACUCUGGUCUUGUUCUGGGUUUUUCUUUCCUCAAUUCUGUAGGCGGUUGCUAACCCAUCUCUUGGAGCAGAAAACAGUUAGAAGAAUCUAACGAAGAAGUUAUAUUGCAAAGUUUUUUUGGUUGGGAUGGAUUCGUUUCGUGAGGCAGCUGGGUUCUGUUACAAUCCAAGUACAGAGGCUAUGGGAGAGGCAGAUGGAGAUAGAGAGUUCUCAGGGAUUCUAGAAAUUUAUGUUCAUCAUGCCAGGAACAUCCAUAACAUCUGUAUCUAUGACAACCAAGAUGUGUAUGCGAAAUUCUCCCUCACUUGCAGCCCAGAUGAGACCCUUUCAACUAGAAUUAUCAAUGGUGGUGGCAAGAACCCAGAAUUCAAUGAGAGCCUGAGAAUGAAAAUAACCCAGAUUGAUGCAGUCCUCAAAUGUGAGAUUUGGAUGCUUAGCAGAGUCAGAAAUUACUUAGAAGACCAAUUGCUAGGAUUUGCUUUGGUUCCCACAUCGUUAGUUGCAGGAAAAGGCAAGGUAACCCAGGAUUUCACCCUUUCAUCAACUGAUCUUUUCCAUUCCCCCGCCGGAACUGUCAAACUCACUUUGUUUCUCAACACAUCCCUGCCUAUUACUCCCUCUGAAACCAAUUCGUCCAUCACCUCAGAAGUUGUGUUGCUUGAUCGCAAAUCCUCGGAGGCUGUAUUGGAUCCAGAUGAAUAUGGGAGGAUAGAGUUCCCUGACAUCAAUGUGGCGAGGGAGAAUCAGCAAAUGGUCUCACAGUAUUUCAACAUGGCAGAGCACAACUUUGCUUCAAGGACUAGAUUAAUAGGACCCACUCCUUUCCUUCAUCUUGGUGCACGUCUGCAGCCCGUGGAUGACUACGACAUGACAGUAAACUCCUCGGAGGAGAACUGUGGUGGAUCUGUUUCUCCAAAUGGAAGCAUCCACAAUUCUGGGUUCUUCAGUUCUACUACAACUAGCUUAAGUGAUGACAGGAACUCGGGUGACUCAAUGGAGAAAAAGAGUAAUAUGGCUGGUGAUUCAUCCAGUUCUCAGGUGGCCUCAAUCUCCACAGAGGCUCAUCAGAGCUCUGGAGCUUCUCCAGACACACCCACUUCAAAGAAAGGGAAUGAUGAUACAGAUGAAAAAGAGCUCAGUUUUACAAGAAAGAAAGAGGAGAGUUCCAAAGAAAGCAACCCCUCUUCUUCUGACUUGGGUCCAGUGUUUACAGCUCCUCUGGGGAACAUCAACCUUGAGGCUGAGCAGACAGCCAUGCAGCAGCAGAUAGUUGAUAUGUAUAUGAGGAGUAUGCAGCAGUUUACAGAAUCACUGGCGAAGAUGAAGCUUCCAAUGGAUCUUGGUAAACCAGAAUCUGAUGACCAUGGUGAUGUUAUACAGAAUCGUAAUGGCAAAUUGGAAACUGAUAAAAAGAAGAAAGAUGGGUCAAGGGUAUUCUAUGGUAGCCGUGCUUUCUUCUGAUGGACUUGUGCUAUUUAAUUGCAGUGAAUAGCUUAAUUUACAUUAACUUGGUCUUCCUUGUCUUCCUUGGUAAGUGCUAUUUAUGACAUAGGGUUUCGAAUUCAAGGCUGUUAACCUAGAUGACCAUAUAUAUAUCUUUUAUGUACUGUUUUUGACAUAAAGAAGCCUUCUGUUUAUGUCCUAAGGCCUGGUUUGUUUACAGUGUAAUUUCAUUUGCACUGGUGCAAGUGUAUUGGAAUGCAAAUGAUUUGAGUGUGAAUUCUGAUUUUUUCUUGUCUUAACUUUCACCCUAUCUUGUUUGCUUUUAUCACAGAUGUGGUAAAGUAAAACCUGAAGCAAAAUAAAAUAAAAUCUGAAGCAAAAGUGGACUAGAGUUUGCAUUUUUGCCAUUUGUACU